AAAUAAACCUCUUUUCACUAACUUUAUUUUUUCUCUCUCUAUCCACAAAGCCAAACCAAACCCUAAAUAUACUCCGACUCUAUUCAAAGUUUGCCACACCUAUCUGCAUUGCAUGGUCUUUUGCUCAUCUCCUCUCCUCUCAUUGUUCUUUUCUCCACCUUCCACUCACCUUUCAUAACCCUCUCUGUCCACAAACCAAAAUAGGCAACCAAAAGAGACAAACAUACACACGGAGAGAUACAGCUACACACCGCACGCAUAUAGUGUGAUUCAAGAAAGAGAUCCAAUAAAUUACGUGGAUUCUAAUGGCUGUUGAAGCUCGCCAUCUCAAUCUAUUUCCUCCAAAGAUUCUCAGCAAUAGAGAAACGGCGAUGAAUAGUAUUGAAGGCAUUGGCAAUGUAAAUAUGUAUGGAACUCCAUUAGGAUACGGAGUGGUGAUGCCACAAUCUGGGACAACGACGGCAACGGAGAAUUUUGUGCCGAUGUACAGUUCGACUGUUACGGAUUCUAUUCCGGCGAAGACAGCUCCGAUGAAAUCAGACAGUGGUCUCAGUUAUGCUCUUCCGGUAUCAAGAAAGCGAUCAAGUGAUGCAAUGAAUCCUCUGCUUUCUUCAUUCCCUGUGGUUCAGAAUCAGAAUGCAAAUUACCGUUGUGGUUCUUUCACUUUCCUCGGUGAAGAUAUUUCGUUUCAGUUCCAACAGCAACAGUUAGAAAUCGAUCGCUUCAUUGCUCAACAGACUGAGAAAGUAAGGAUGGAAAUGGAAGAGAGACGAAAGAGAUAUUCGCGGAGAAUCGCGGCAGCUGUUGAAGGCAACAUAAUGAAAAAACUAAAGGCACAAGAAGAUGAAAUUGACAAAAUUGGGAAAUUAAACUGGGCGUUGGAAGAGAGAGUGAAGUCCCUGUGCGUAGAGAACCAAAUAUGGAGAGAUUUAGCACAAACAAAUGAAGCCACCGCAAACACUUUAAGAUGCAAUCUCGAGCAAGUUCUCGCUCAAGUCCAAGUCGAUCAAAACCAGCGCAACUGCGCCGACGAGGCAUUAACCGAUGACGCUCAAUCUUGCUGCGGCAGCAAUUUCGAAGAAAUCGAGCGACAAACAUUAGCGCAGUGCACAGCAACCAAUGCGCACGGCACCAAUUGCAAUGACGGGUUCAUUGGCAAUAUUGGGGACAAUAAAGCAUGGAAGACCUGCAGUUACAGUAAUAGCAGCACGAACAGAUUGUGCAGGAACUGUGGAAAAGAGGAGUCAUCUGUGUUGCUUUUGCCUUGCAGGCAUCUCUGCCUCUGUACUGUUUGCGGAUCAUCCCUCCAUACCUGCCCCGUCUGUAACUCCUCCAAAACCGCUAGUCUUAAUGUAAACUUACCCUCUUGAAUUUCUGUUAAUCCUUCAUAAAUCGGAAAAAAAAUCAUCGAAAUUGGAUAAAUUCUUGUUCAUUA
Messenger RNA from Olea europaea var. sylvestris, 1435 nucleotides. Its product is annotated as probable BOI-related E3 ubiquitin-protein ligase 3. Gene Ontology annotation, molecular function: ubiquitin-protein transferase activity. The transcript has 3 exons. Gene Ontology annotation, biological process: regulation of programmed cell death. The record is from RefSeq and is a predicted model, not a curated record. Lineage: Eukaryota; Viridiplantae; Streptophyta; Magnoliopsida; Lamiales; Oleaceae. The coding region runs from base 306 to 1370 and encodes 354 amino acids.